CGAACAACAGGUUACAUUUUCUUCACGAGGACAAACAAGCUGUUACUGACAAUUUACUGGAUUUAGCGAAUCGAUUUUUACACAUAGAGUUAUGUUUGAUGAUUUACUCCAGUGAAAAGUGAAAUAGCAAAAGGACAAUGAUGGAUGGUGGUAAAAUUGCUCAUUUUUUAAUUCGCAGCAUCUUUGUUUGUAAUGGCUUCUAUUAUUUGCAACAUUUCUUUUUACGCAGAAGACACCUUUUGCUUCCGUCAUUGCCAGCUAUAACGUCUUUGUUAACAGGAAUUGGGUUUAAUAUUUUAGUUCUGUAUGACUUAGUGUUAACAGGUCUACCUGAAGGAAUUGAUGAACCUUUCUUAGUGCAAUAUCAACAAUUCUCGGAGAUUUUAGUAACGUUGGUGUUAGGAAGUUAUCUGUUACGUUACGUGGGCGAUCCGGCAUUUAAUCUUGGAAUUCAAUGGACAAUUUCGAUAGUUAUACUUACUGUUGCAACCAAUAUUUACAUGAUAGUACGGUGUAUUAAAAUAAUAUCAACAUCAGUAGUGUUCAAAGAUGAUACACAAUACCUGAUAUAUACACAGACUACCAGUAACACCAACCUUGUCAUAUAUCUGUGUAUUAUUUUACCACAAUAUAUAGCAGUGGUCUCUAUUUUAUAUUACAUUAAUAAUCCUUCAGAAAAAGAGAAAAAACUCCAAGAUAGUAAAGAAAACCUCUCAGUUACCAAUGGAUGUGAAACCUGUUCUGUAUUUGACUUUUAUUACCAGUUGAAUAUUAUAUAUAUGGGCAUAGUGAUAACCAUUGUUAAACCAAUUUUAUACUUGUAUUCAAAUAAUUCCGAUUGUGAUAGAACUAACGAAUUCCUAAUCGUACCCCCAUUUGUAGCUGUUACAGUGUUGUUUGUUGGACACCAAAUAUCAAACAUUGCAGCCAUUAAAACCAGAACUAUUCAAAGUGAACCAGUAUUUCAUAUUGAUUAUAAGAAAACCAUACCAUGACAUGUUUUGUCAUAUUUCUAAGCCUAAAUAGCAUGUAACAGUUGUUGUAUAUACACGAAAAAUAUGUUGCCGAAAUUUAUUGAAAUCUAUCUGGAUAUUUAAUUAAAGUUAACGAAGGGCACUGUUAAACUUAGUCUUAUACGCUUUAAAGGGACAGAUGCGCCAUUUUUUUUUAGACCAAGUAUACUUUAGUCUCAGAAACGGGAAUUUUUUAGCUGAACCAAUCAGAAAUAGUGCUCACUGUCGAAAUUUGAGCCUUCAAAUCCAUCUGUCCAGAAUUAUCCGCGAUUGAAUGACGACUUGUCAAUUUAAGAUAGGCCUGCCUUGUGAUAUAUAGAAAAGACGUAUAUAGAAAUAUUAAGUAAAAUUCCUAGUUUAGAGUACUUUUAACGGAAUUGUGCGAUUUUCGAACAUUUCUAGUACUUCUGGAGACUAUGUACAUAUAUUCACAGCUAAAAUCAAUCCACCAAAAUGGGGCAUCUGUCCCUUUAAUGUGAUCUUAUAUUCCCAUAUUCCUUUAGCUGAAAACUAUAAUAUAAGCUAUAGUGUGGCGGUGUUUAUAGUCUAAUAGGUCUAUCUAUUUCCAGUACUUUUUUUGUUUUUUGAAUGGCAUUUGUCUAUUUUUUAUUCAAAGUUUAUAAUAAAGUCCAU
Molecule: messenger RNA, 1646 nt
Organism: Lottia gigantea (owl limpet)
Lineage: Eukaryota; Metazoa; Mollusca; Gastropoda; Lottiidae
Exons: 3
Coding region: 138-995 (285 amino acids)
Source: RefSeq, a predicted model, not a curated record